Messenger RNA from Anopheles gambiae (African malaria mosquito), 846 nucleotides. It is a transcript of the gene MED9, whose product is annotated as mediator of RNA polymerase II transcription subunit 9. Gene Ontology annotation, molecular function: transcription coregulator activity. Lineage: Eukaryota; Metazoa; Arthropoda; Insecta; Diptera; Culicidae. Gene Ontology annotation, cellular component: mediator complex. The record is from RefSeq and is a predicted model, not a curated record. Gene Ontology annotation, biological process: regulation of transcription by RNA polymerase II. Bases 112 to 444 code for a protein of 110 amino acids. The transcript is spliced from 4 exons.
AAUGCACUGUGGGAUUUGGCUUCUUCCAAAAUCAUAAAGAAAAAUCACAAUUACAGAUGAACUGAAGUGCUGUCAAUAAAAGUCAAAACAUUUCGUGGGCAAACAGGAACGAUGGACGCCCUCGAAACAAAACCACAAAUCUGCAACAUUCCAGAAACCAAAAUUCAGCCCGUAGAAAUCGAGAUACUGCCCGUGGUGUACGACAUUAUCCGAAGUGUUGAGAAGGAUCCGAUAGAUAACACCGCGAAACAAAAGGAAAGUGCCGAGUGCAGCCAUAAGGUCACUGAGCUUCAAAAAACACUCGACGCAGCACGAUCAACCAUCCGCAAGCUGCACGGGAUCGAGUACAGCAAGGAGGAGCAGCUGCGACGGCUCGAAAGUUUGCGCAAACAGCUCGCCCUGAAGCAGCAGCUGAUCAAGAAGUACAAGAACGUCCAGUUCUAGAAGCCCGAACCCGCCGCCCCGAACCGCUCUCGCGAUGGUGCUGCAACUGAUUCUGCGAUACCUGGCCAACAACGAGCAGCUGAUCCAGCGGUUGGCCGACUCGUACCCGCUGCGCAGGGCCGCCCAGAUGGUGCUGAGCGCGUACUAUCGCAGUCGCUCCAUUGCCGAGCAGCAGAAGCUGAUCGGAAUGUCGCCGGAGCGGUUGCAGCAGGCGUUGCGAAGCUUCAAGUCGAACGUGCAGAAGGAGAUCGAAAAUGCGAAGAAUGAUUUGGGCAAGAAAAAGUGAAGUGAGCGCGCGUUCCAGCGCGGAUGCGCAUACUAGAGACAAGCGAAGAGAAAGGGUGGGUGUAUAAACUGUGCCGUGCUUCAAUGUAAUUAAAAUUUAUUUUUAUUUGUCGAAAA